Molecule: messenger RNA, 1338 nt
Organism: Recurvomyces mirabilis
Lineage: Eukaryota; Fungi; Ascomycota; Dothideomycetes; Mycosphaerellales; Teratosphaeriaceae
Exons: 2
Coding region: 1-1338 (445 amino acids)
Source: RefSeq, a predicted model, not a curated record
AUGGACAUCCAGAAAUCCCCACCCGACAUACCUUUUCCGGAUACUAGGGUUGCCGAGGCGGCAGCUACACUACCCAUGCAGGUCAAAGAGAGCGCGCUACACAAAACAUUCUCCUUCGAGGAACAUACCUGCUCGCUUGCAGUCAGAGUGUCUCCCCAGCUUGUCUACCAUCGACCGACCAGCUCGGGUUUUCUCAAGACAAACGCAGAUAUCGGUUUCGUCAGACGGGAGCGAGAGCGUAGUGCGACGUUAUAUACGUACAAGCCGCUUCCUGCGCCUCCGCUUGUGGUAGAAGAAGUUAACUUCGUCUGCACAAUCAGUUUCUGCGAGGGCGUCACGAUCGAUGCGAACACGGACUUACUGGCUUCCGACCACACGUUACUGGAGCGAAAGACUAUCAUCAGUUUUGCAACGGACACGGACUACAUUUCGGCCAUGGGCGUGAUCGAACCUGAAGCUGCUCGUAUUCUCAAUCCUGCGCCCGCGAAGUCCAAGUCACCGAUUGAGAAGCCGGAGCACUCAGCGGUCGAUAUCAGGACGCUCUGGCGACAUGAGUGCCUCUUUCACGCUGGCGGUAGGGGAGAGCUGGGCAAAGGUGUCUCGCUCGAUGCUGAGAAUUGGGGAAAUGCUAUGAUCAUGCUUGGCAACGGGAGGUGGGAGGUCAAGGUGGUGUACUUCAAGAAGGAGGUGGAGACCAAAGGUCGUGGAGCCAAAGGCGCGAAUUUUUGCUUCGGGGCUAACAAAUCACCGACUGCUUAUGUCGAGCUUGUUCAUACACUUACACCUCAGCGAAAACAUCACAUCGAAGAAGCUCUCAAUUCGCAUGAACGACUACCACCCAUAGCUAUGAUGGAAGAAGAUCCUGCUCCAGCCUACAGCAUAAAGGCUGCUUCGACCGACGACAAAAGCGUCUCACUUGGCAAUCACCUCGUCGAGAACAUGACCAGAGCGUCGUCAAGCGAAAACACCACCUCCCACAUCAUCCAUUUCGUCCACUGCAAGCCAGGUAGUCGCCAUGGGUGUCCCGCCAAUGGGGCUUGGACAGGUCGCCAGAUCCACGAUGUCAGCGACGCCGUCACGAUCUCGGAGGACAUCACCUUCACCGCUUUGAACACUAUGCUCGUUCAGAAGGUCACUUGCCACUUCAACAUCAAGGCGGAUGUCAAAGACAUGAAAGGUGCAAUUACGCUUACCUCUGGGGAGCGGUUGGUGCAGGUCCGCGACCAGGAAAGCUUCGAUGCGGCACGCAAGGUUUUUGGUAUGGGUGAAGGGCAAGAUGUCGAGAUUACAUUGACAUUCGCUGUUGCACCAGCACGCAAGAGGUGUGAGGUUAUGUGA